This is a messenger RNA of Mizuhopecten yessoensis (Yesso scallop), 10008 nucleotides long. Its product is annotated as inactive rhomboid protein 2-like. Gene Ontology annotation, cellular component: endoplasmic reticulum membrane. Gene Ontology annotation, molecular function: serine-type endopeptidase activity. The record is from RefSeq and is a predicted model, not a curated record. Bases 143 to 2209 code for a protein of 688 amino acids. The transcript has 14 exons. Gene Ontology annotation, biological process: regulation of epidermal growth factor receptor signaling pathway; regulation of protein secretion. Lineage: Eukaryota; Metazoa; Mollusca; Bivalvia; Pectinida; Pectinidae.
GUAACAAAAUAUAUUAGGUCAAAAGAAGACACCUUGCUGUCUUCGGAAUUUGUCUUUCAAGAUUGGAGACGUAAACACGCACACAUAUAAAUGUACCAAAACCCACAAUAAGAUAGGAACUCUGAAGACGGAGUAAUUAAAGAUGGAGUUAGUUAGAAACAGAGCCAGGAAAUUUCUAGGGCUCGAGGAUGAGGAAGAUCAGGAAGAACGUCGCCAGAGAUGGCAGAACCGACGGGAACGUGUCUACCGAGGUGGCAUUGCACCGGAGAAGCCAACCACUGAAGCUGAUGGAAGGGGUGCACGGCGAUGUCGACCACAGCCCCUCAAGAGGAAGGCGGCAGUGACAACCAUAACCUGGAACAAAGCUAAGACCAUUGUGGGAAUAUCUAGAUCAAAGAAGGAGAAGAAACUUGGAGUGUUUGGACGAAGCUUUGCUCCUGUCUGCCUAGACAGAUAUGUGGACAAAAAACCAGAGUUUUCCAAGUUUAUCAAUGAGAGAUUUUACGAUGAGUUACCGCCUAGCACUACUGACGACACGACUCACGCAGAUCGCCCCUCCUUACCAAGUGACAUGAGGUUUGAUGACAUGCCCAUGGGAGAUCUGUCCCCCAGCAAAAAAGAGAAGCCUGUCCCCCCAGGGCCCGGGAUGAGCCGACUGUUUCGUGGAGUGGUCGAGACAGAGAAAGAGCGGCGACAGGCAUUGGUCCUUAGCAUGGAGGAGAACACCUGUGAAGCUCUGAGUGGAAAUUGCUGUGGUGGUGAUGAAAAAAAUGAUGAAACCAAAAGGCCAUACUUUACCUGGUUCAUCACGUUUACGCAGACAGUCAUUAUGAUCACGGCCCUUGCUUUGUAUGGUGUGUCUAACUUUGGAGCAGAUGAGGUCACCAUCGAUGACUGGGUGAGAAAGCCAAACAUGGCCAUUGAGUCUGUUCGGCGGUCAGAGUUUGGAAACAUAUGGCUGGGUCCGUCACAGGCUGACCUCAUUCAUCUGGGCGCCAAAUACUCCCCUUGUAUGAGGAAAGACCCCAACCUUGCCCAUGUCAUGGAUCUGGAUCGUGAUGAGGAGCGAACCUCGGGUUGCUGUAUCCGUGAUGACAACACUGGUUGUGUUCAAACUGUCAAGUCACGCUGUAGUCGCAUCUUGUCUACAUUUGUGAAGUGGAACAGGACACACCCCAGUAAAGAUGGCUUCACCUCGGGACCGGUGUGUGGACAAGAUCCAGGCUAUUGCAAAAAUCCACUGUCCAAAGCUCCUUUUGAGUGGAAUAAAAAUGACAUGACACAAUGGCCUGUUUGUGAAGAAACUAAUGACCCAGGACAUCUGGGUGCAGUUUCUGUUUCUCAGGAAGAUCGACACAUGUCAUGUGACCUGUUAGGGCGCCCUUGUUGCCAUGGUAUCCAGGGCGAGUGUAUGAUCACAUCCCGAGAACAUUGUACCUUCCUGAAAGGUUUUUAUCACGAGGAGGCCUUCCUGUGUGCUCAGGUCAACUGUAUGGCAGAUGUGUGUGGUAUGAUUCCUUUUGUGUAUGAGGACAGACCAGAUCAGUUUGGCCGUGUCUUCUCUGCCUUCCUCCUCCAUGCUGGGUUGUUCCAUCUACUGAUCAGCAUCCUGUUCCAGAUGUUUGUGAUGCGGCAUGCUGAGAACUUGGUGGGCUGGAAGUUCAUGGCUAUUAUUUAUUGUGGCAGUGGUGCAGUGGGAAGCCUGGCUAGUGCUGUACUGCUCCCCUACCAGGUCGAGGUUGGACCUGCUGGAGCUCAGUUUGGGGUCCUGUCCGUGUUUUUCGUGGAUUUGAUCGGUCAUUACUUACAGCACAGACAGGAAUCCGGCAGUCGUGAUCAGAAAAGACGUCUAUGCACAUGGCUUGCCAUUUUCGUUGUCAUCAUGAUCCUUCUGUUUUUCUUUGGACUGUUUCCCUGGCUGGAUAACUGGGCUCACAUGUUCGGAUUUUUCUUUGGUCUUUUGAUGUCCACGAUACUUGUGGAGGACUUCGGUGUCCAGGUCAAUUUCAUGAAACGUUGGGUGGUAGUCUUGGUUUCGUCUAUUCUCGCCCUACUAAUGAUAGCGAUGCUCGUUAUCAUAUUCUAUGUGGUGCCUAUUACCGAGGGAGAGAUCAUCUCGUACUUUAACUGUAUCCCGAUCACGAAAACGUUUUGUAAAAACAUGGACGUCAGUAUCAACCGAGGCUCCACCUAUACUGCCCUGCUGUAAGGGGCCUGUACUCUAGAAUGGGUUCAGUUGACUAAUUAUAGUGCUUCAUUUUAAUCUCCUUUUAAUUAUAUUAGCGUAAAGUGAAACGGGACAGGUUUUUAUAUGUCAUGCAAAUAAUUAAUAUAAUGGUAGACACUGUUCAAUAGAACUUUUUUCAGCUGAUUUUAUAGCAUAAUGUGUAAUAAGACAACCUCAUAUAUUGUGAACAAAUGGAUUGUUAUAUGUCUUCUGUAUAAGUAUUAACAUGUGUUGGUUUUUUUUAUCACUGAAUCAUAAUAUUAUAUCCAUCCAAAAAAGGAAAUAAAAAGUGAGAUGAAUGUUGGAAAGAAACAUCGUUAAAGAAAAGGGGAAAAAAACUAUGGUGCUCAAGUCAUUCUGGUAUGUUAAGUUGCUUCAAUGAUAUUGUCAAGGCAUUGCAGUAUGGCUUGAAGCAAAUCCAUCUGGUCACUUUGGACUCUGAACAGAGGCGACAAAGUUUGUAUUUGUGAAGCUUCACUUUACAGCUUGCUUUGGGACAUUUUUGUGUCACCUAAAUUUGGCUUGUUUUUGCUCAAAAUGGGGUGGAUACAUUUUGAUGCAUCAAAUUUUUGGUGUUUUACGAUCCUGUGUGCUGCAUUUUGGUGCUUUCCAAUGCCUUUAGUUAAGUAGUGGCUCUAUCAGUCUAUUGUGUUAAGGUAGUUGUGCUACAGGUAUUCACAGAAAACAUGUCGGUAUGUUACAAAUUGUUUUCAGAUUCCAUAAAUUUACAUCCUUUUAUAUACGCUUGACCUCGCUGGACAGGAGAGCACACGUUUAAGAUCACUUACAGUGAUGCGACUUACUUGUAUACACUUAACCCUUUCACCACUGUAGACCAUAAUGGACUCAUUCAUAUCAAUGCAUGGUAGAGUCUACUUAAGUUACAUAGGGGUGAAAGGGUUAAACACAACUAAUACAGCAACGGAUAUGAAAAGAUUUGGAAUUUACGACACAGGUGAAAACAUCCCUUUAUUGAUGUUUAAAUUAAAUAAGCAAUGCCAAGUUUUGAAAAAAGCACAGUCCUCGGAAGUAAGUAAAUGAUGCUUACUAGAUGGGUUGGAAGACAGUCUGCCAAUAUCCGGAUGUUGCGACAAUAUUUUGGCAUGGUGAAAUUUUGGUGUGGUUAAUUUCGCUCAUACACUCCAAGUGCUAAAUUAACCAAAAGAUAACCACAUUCAAAAUAUCCCAAAGAACGGUAUAUUAAUUGAACCAAAUUGUGGAGAAGAGCUUGUUAGUUGUUAGAACUUGUCUCUCAUCCAUUUGUCUGUUUCGACAAUAAAAUAUGUUUAAAUCAAAUCAACCAAAAUUAAUCUCCUCAUGAAAAAGUGUCUUAAUUAUAAGUAAUGUUGUAGGGGGAUUGUUUUUAUUCUUAUGUGCAGCUCAUCGUAAAAUUGCUCAUUUUGUAUGCAUGAUAUUAUAUUAAUGUAAUUUACUGUUUAUAUGCAUGUUGGCUUGUGGUGCAUGGUUUUGAAUACUGACGGUUAGAUUAGGUUUCAGUCUAAAAUAGAUACCAGAAGAGAUUAAAUAGAUCAUACAUAAAAUGUUGUAUUACUCGCAUCAUGACAUAAGUAAACAACAGUGUUUGGUGAAGCUACGAUAGAUUCACCUUCAUUAAUUACUGAACAAUCUUGUAAUAGGUCCACCCUCCUCGAUAAUUGAGCCACCUUCGUUGAUAAUCCAUUCAAUUUGGUCGAUCCUUUAGUCAUCUUCACUGAUAAUCCAGUCACUGUCAGUUAUAAUCCAUCCGUCUUUGUUGAUCGUCUGCUCAAUCUUCAUUGUUAAUCCGAUCCUCUUUGGUAACUCUCUAGGCAUCUUUGUUUCCAGCAAGAGUUGAUGGAUUUCUGAGAAAAUUUGGCCUCGAGAACAUUUCAUUUGUUCCUGCAAACACUGCCAGGAUAUUCAUUCAAUCUGUCCCCGAAAGUACUGUCUGAAAACAGUGGAACAGUCUGUCCCCUAAAACAUUGUCUGAAAACAGCGGAACAGUCUGUCCCCUAAAACACUGGGGCUUGUUCACUAUGCAGAGCAACAAGUUUGUCUGCUUUUAAAUGUAACAUUUUCGGGUUUGAAUCCUUGCAGACCCUCGAAUGUUUAUGCAGGCCUUGCAAGGCUUUCCUGAAAGAAGCAUCAAAUUACUAGGUGUGACUUUAUUUUAUAAACAAACAACUCUGGUGCAACCAUUUGGAUCGCGAUAAACAAAAGUGACGCUGGCUGAAAACAGUGGGACAGUCUGUCCCCUUUAAAUACUGGCUGAUUGUUAGGACCAGGUUUAGGGUGACUGCACAGUGAGACAACUGGAUUAGUGGUGGCCAGAUGGAAAAAGUUUUUGGAUUCAAACAUUUGCCCUUCACUGGUAACCGCAUAGACGCCCAUUGUUUGGUACGCUGUGUACGAAUGAUUGCUGUUUUGGUAAAUUCACUUGCAUUACUGAGGGUGAAAAAGGCGAAAAUUAAACUGUGGCAAAAAAAAUCUGGUAUAGGAUAGACGGUAGUUCUUCCAAAAAUUGAUUUGUUUUAUGAUUGCCAUGCCUGAAAUUUGACUUAUCUGUGUUUGGUAAUAACACUGAUAAAGACGAUACAAUUUUAGUUAUGAAUAAAAUAACAUUUCUUGACGUAGUCUAACAAUUAUACCAGACUAUAUACCGAUAACUUUACAUGUAGUUUGUAAAAAAUUUACAUUAGACAAGAAAUAGUUAGGGGAACAUUACUUAACUUAUUCACCCCUGAAAUUUCAUAAUGGACUAUUCCAACGUUUGAAUUGGAAGAGUUCAAAUGUGUAUUCAGGGGUGAAUGAGCUAACUAACCAUCCUUUGAUUCUCUAACCUUACUAACAGUUACUAUUUAUAGCAUCAAGGACAAUUUAAGAGCCACUAAAGCCGUGCUUCAGUGAGAGUAAUCUGUGAUGUGUGUGUCUAUGGAGGCCCUUUCAUUGAUGUGUUUGUUUUAUAUUUAUGUCAUGAAAUACUGUUAUAAAGACUAGUAUACACUACAGUCAAACUUCAUUAUCUGAAAAGUGAAAUACUGUACCAGAGAUAGUUUUGUUUUACCCUUUUGUCAGAGUUGUUCUUGUUGGUAAAGAUAAUUCAGAAAAAUUAAUUAUCUCAAAGUGAAUAUUUGGUCCCAAAAGUGUGAAACUAUUGCAAAUAAAUGUGUAUUGGAAAUGUCCUAGAAGGGCCUUCCACUUUGAUACAUGUAUAAGAAGCUUUACUUUAUGAUAGUGCCAUGUGCAUGAUUUUACAUGCCAAAACAAAAUUUAUAUAUCAUUGAAUAGUUAGUCAUUUCUUUUCAAUUUUAUGAAAUCAAUACAGCUGAUUCAUUAAAAACAUACCAAGGUACAUGUACCAGGUAGUGACAGUUUUGAAUGUUUGUAUAUUAACAUGUUCAGAUAUAUGUCAGAUGUUUCUGUUAUGCCUAAGGAUUUCAGUGUUUAAUGAUUACAGAAUUGAUCUAAUGUAUUUAUUGUUUUUUCUUUCUUCUGUUGAGCUUAAGAGCUUCAGUGGUUGUAGAUGUAGUAAGGAUUUUCUGUCAGGCCUAAAAGCUUCAGUGUUUGUAGAUUACAGAAUUCAUCUGAUGAUUUCAGUGGUUGUAGAUGUAUUUAGGAUUUUCUGUCAGGGCUUAAAAGCUUCAGUAUUUGUAGAUUACAGAAUUUAUCUGAUGAUUUCAGUGUUUGUAAGUGUAUUUAGGAUUUUCUGUUGGGGCCUAAAAGCGUCUGUAUUUGUAGAUUACAGAAUUUAUCUGAUGAUUUCAGUGUUUGUAGAUGUAUUUAGGAUUUUCUGUCAGGCCUAAACGCUUCAGUGUGUGUAGAUUACAGAAUUUUUCUGAUGAUUUCAGUGGUUGUAGAUGUAUUUAGGAUUUUCUGUUCGGCUUAAAAGCUUCAGUGUUUGUAGAUUACAGAAUUUAUCUGAUGAUUUCAGUGUUUGUAGAUGUAUUUAGGAUUUUCUGUUGGGCUUAAAAAGUUCAGUGUUGUUUUGUAGGACAUACAGUGCCACAUACAUGUUAAACAAAUUGUUUUCGUCUUUCCCAGCAGUGACGUGUCAUUAGGACUCUUUAUGGUCUUUGUUGUUUAAAACAUUUACAGUGACAUGCCAUGUUGCGUCAUUUUCAUUUCCUUGCUUCGUUUUUAGUAAAAACCUGAUGAAAUUCAUCUCGAAGCUAGAGAAUAAUCUAGUGCUUCCUUUGGUUAUUUGUUUCAUUGAAUUCUAACCUGGAUGGGAUGCUUGGCAAAAUCGUUUUUGUAAGACAAAAUUUGAAUUGUCUUUGGGAAUGACAUCAAAGUAAAACGUUUAAGCUUGGAUAUGAAAAGUGAUAUCUCAUCAACUGUACCACAGAUAGUAAUAUAAAGAUAAGCAAAGGAAACGCUGGAUAAUUCUCUAGCAGGUUCUGGAGUUUUAUCAAAACUGCAUGUCAAAAGAUGUCAUGAAAAUAUUUUGGAAAAAAAGAGAGUAAGUUAACAUAGAAUCCAAUGGGAACAUGACAUAUCAUAAAAGACGGAACAGCAUGUCACUGUACAUUAUUUACGGAGCCUACAAUGGCGGGAUUUCUUUCUACGGCUAAUGAGCUUGCUUGUUGUGGUGUUGUUCAGGAGUUUAUUUCUGUACAGACUGAACAUGAAGAGCUCUUUUUACUCUAGUGUAUAUCUGUCUUUCAUGUGCAAAUGUGAUGAAAUGAAAUGGCCUUUAACAUAAACUUGAUUUUAUGCAUGAUGUUAUUUUAAAAUUUGGCAAAAGCGAUGUAUACAUUUUAUUUUUGUUCUGGAUGAUUAAGAACACAAAGUUUUUACACAAAAUAUUGAUAGAAUGGAUACAUGAUUUGAUAAGGUGUAGGUUCAAAUUUGAAGGUCUACCAUAUUUUAGUUUUUUUGUUAUAUGCUAUCUUUUCCAAUAACCAGUUUUCUUAUACACUGUAUAUGCAAUGUGCAAUGACUAUUUCAUUAAUAUUAAAUUAUUUUUACAAGGUAGCAGUGUAUACAGGUAGUGUGAUGAAAACUAUCAUUUACGAGACAGGGAGCAGGGAAUCCCUGCCCCUCCAGAGAGAGUUUUUACGGGGUGGGUUAAAUUAGGAUUUACAAUGACUGGACUGUUUAGCAAAAGACAUAAACCUUUGGUAUACGGUUUUCUUGUUAGAUGUUUACUAUAAAAUGGUGUCAACAGAUUUCAAGGUGUAUUUGAUAUGCAUUACAUACUACUGUAUUUAUAAAGAUAUACACUGUAUACACGGAAUAUUUAUGUAUACCAAUACUAUUUGGGAAUAUUUAAAAAAUAUCAUUUCUUGGGAAGUUCAUACAUGUACCCGGGUAUUUACAUGUAAGGAAGGGAGGUAAUUUGCUUUGUUUCAUUAUCUUUUUCCUGCCAUGUAAUUUGGAUGUUUCGUACCAAUUGUAAAUGACAUUUUUUUUAUCAAAUGCUUCCAACAUGGCCGACUCUGCCGUUGAUUGAUUGAUGAUUCAGCGAUGAUCCCUGAUUGAUGAUUCAGCGAUCGUCCCUGAAUGAUGAUUCAGCUUAUCACCCCUGUUAGUUAUUACUGAGUAUAGUAAUUCUGCUCAAUGAUUUCACUGUUGUCAGGAAAUAUAUGAUUUUGAAUACAUGUACAUGUAAAAGAAGAUUAUACAUUUCUUGCUAUUUUUGUGUAUAUGUACAUUUUGAAUAACUUAAAUAAAUGCUUACCAUGUUUGAUGUAUUUGUGCCAUCGUUAAAAUAUCUUAUACAUUUGAAUUAAUAAUUGAAAUGCUUAAGGUGGUGUUUUUUACACCAGUUUCACAGGACAUUUAUUGUAUGUAAUUGAUCGUUCCAUCAUUAGCCCUUCAGUUUUUUUGAUGAAGGAAAAAAAUGUGUAGCAAAAGCUGUCAAAAAAGAACUUACAAAGACUCCUUUAGGGCGAAUUAUAGUAAAUCAUGUCCUUAUUUAAGUUGUUAUGUACUUUGCAUUAAUGAAAUUUUACCCAAGAUCAACAUGUAGGCAACUCUUCUGAUUUCUAAUAUCUGAAAAAAAUGAUGAACAAUUCAGAAUUACUUUCCAAAAUAAGGAAAUUAGGCAAUUAUGCCAAAGUCCAUCUGUUGACAUUUUCUUGUCAUGAGCAUAAGUUCUUUUGACGAAAAAUUCAUACACCCAUGAACAAUUAUAAUGUGAUGUGUGAUUGGGGUUUUGUUUUUCCCUCACGUCAAGGUCAAGGUCACAAAUUAGGGUCAAAUGUCAAAUCAAAGGUAUCUUAAAAGUCCGCAGCAUAAUAUUUCAUUGCCAGACGUGGUUUAGUCAUAAAAGUUUAAAUUAUAAUUUGUUUGUCAAAAGCAGCAUUUCUUUGCCUAAUGUUAAUUUAAUAAUGAAACUUAUUCAGUAUGUCUUUAAAUACCCAUAGUACAUAUAAACACCUGUUCAAGGUCAUCAAAUGAGGUCAAAGUUCAAAUCACUUUCAACUUCUCGUGGGUUUAUUUCCUUUACUGUAAGUUGCGAGAAAUAUUAAUGAAAAUUCAUACAUACAAUAUUUGUCCACAAUAGGUGUUGUGAUUUGGUUAGUGUUGUUCAGGGUCCCUUGCUUUAGAAAUAAACAGAUGGAUGAGGGUAUUGUUUGUGGUAUUCUGAAAGUCAUAAUUAAGUAUGUACAUGUAUUAAUUGUUCAAGAAUGAAUUAUUGUCUGCAUUGAUUUUGAUUUUGAUUUGGUAAUAAAAGCAAAUGGUGAUGUCUUCAGCUCUGAUAGAAAAAAUAGGAAAGGUUGCUGAAAUAGCAGAUAAUCUGUAGUACACAAUUUAAUAAAGCAACUGAAUAAUGGAUUACUGGAAUGAACAAUUUAAUUACAUAAAUAAUAUGUGCUAGAUUUUGUUGUGUGAACUUGAGCUAUUGCCUUAUCUGUCAUGAUUGAAAGAAAUAAAAAAUAAAAAAAUUGUGUUUGAAAUGUGGUAGAAAAUAGUCCUAUCAAUAUAUGAAGAGUAACGUAUUCAUUCGUAAACAAGUUUCAAACUGAUUUCAAUGUUGUUUGGGAUAUUUUGUUCGUAGAAUGCCGAAUUUUGUAGGUUUUCGUCUCGGAGAGUUAUAAAUCUUACCUCACGGAUUAAUGUUCAGGGCCCACUUGUAUAAAACAUCUCAACUCUUGAGAUUUCCUCAAGUCUAAGAUUUCCCAUAGACAAUACAUUGCUUGAGAUCUUCCUUAACUUUGAGAUUUUUUAUACAAGUGGGCCCUGAGCAUUCAUUGGUUGUAAAUCAUUCAGGCCACACCAAAUAGUAUUUUUGUUAUUUGGGAUUUUGUAUAAUCGGACUGAAGCUGGAUACAGCCAAAACAUUUUACAUUUUCUACUUUUCACCCAACACUGUCUCAUUUAUGAAUUAAUUUUCUUGACUUCAGCUUUAAAACAAACAUUUUUCCUAUAUGGUUCAACUGUGAUGUGCAAAUAUUUGAAAAUAGGAACCCAGACUAAAAAUAGAAAGGUUUGGAACCUAACAACUUCCAACUAUAAAUGUAAUAGCAAAUAUUUCACAAGUAAAGAUACUUUCUCUGAAAGCCAUUUGUGUAUCAACAACAAAUUUUGUUAAUGUGAUUUUCUUUUUUUUCUCAUGAAUUUGUCGAACAGGUUAAACAUAUGCAGUGAGAUCUUGAUCAAAAGGGAAAUUAAUUAAAAAAUUGGUGUGGUCUUGUGUUAUCUACUUGAACUUACUUCACAUGUAUCUCAUAUCUACAUAUAUCUAUAUUUUCUGGUAAAGUCUUUUAUAUUCAUAUAUUAUUUUUUAUUCAUUUAAAGUGAUUCCUUCUGUUUUGUGAUCUGCUCAUCUACAUAAAAUAAAUUUACUAAAUACUGUU